Onychomys torridus (southern grasshopper mouse) is the source of this 2103-nucleotide messenger RNA. RefSeq names its product AT-rich interaction domain 5A (gene Arid5a). The transcript is spliced from 8 exons. Gene Ontology annotation, molecular function: transcription cis-regulatory region binding. The coding region runs from base 368 to 1951 and encodes 527 amino acids. Gene Ontology annotation, biological process: regulation of transcription by RNA polymerase II. NCBI's taxonomy places the organism in Eukaryota, Metazoa, Chordata, Mammalia, Rodentia, Cricetidae. Gene Ontology annotation, cellular component: nucleus. The record is from RefSeq and is a predicted model, not a curated record.
GUCAGUCGCGCCGAGAGCGCAGGGACUGGACGGCACCGCUCGUCGAGGGUCUCCGGUUGGCGAACGCGCGAUCUGGCCUGGCCAUGGAGUGGGACAUCGAGGCACUGGCCGGGAAGGGAUCUUACACACGCCCUCUGAUGUAGAUGAGGACUUGGAUAGUGGCAGCAGCAGUCAAACAGGAAAAGCACCUCCUGCCAAAGAGAAAAGGGAGCAGUCAGAAGAGGGUGACCUCCUAGAGCUCCCUGUGUCCCCCAAGCCCGAUGGCGAGCAGAGCAGGAGCCAGAGCCCCAUCCAGCUGGAGAGCUCUCCUGAGGCAGACGAGGAGCAGGAGGAGGAACAGGCCUUCCUGGUUAGCCUCUACAAAUUCAUGAAGGAGCGGCACACACCCAUCGAGAGGGUACCCCAUCUUGGCUUCAAGCAGAUUAACCUGUGGAAGAUUUACAAGGCCGUGGAGAAGCUGGGGGCUUAUGAACUGGUGACAGGCCGCCGCCUCUGGAAGAAUGUGUAUGACGAGCUGGGGGGCAGCCCAGGUAGCACCAGUGCGGCCACGUGCACACGCCGCCACUACGAGAGGCUGGUCCUCCCGUAUGUGCGGCACCUGAAGGGGGAGGAUGACAAACCACUGCCCCCUACCAAGCCCAGGAAGCAAUACAAGAUGGCCAAGGAGCUGAGGGGGGACGAUGGGACCACCGAGAAGCCAAAGAAGGCCAAGGACUCAGAGAGGCACAUGGACCAGACCACACCAGGAAAGACCAAAUCAGAAGCCACUGGCCUGACACAGCUUCCCAGCCAGGGACCUUCAAGGGAUAGUACAGAACAGCUAGGCCCAACAUCUGGGCCCUCUUUGCCAUUCAUGGGUGCUAGUGGCUGCCCUGAGGCCUACAAACGGCUCUUGUCCAGCUUUUACUGCAAAGGGGCGCAUGGCAUCAUGUCCCCCCUGGCCAAAAAGAAACUCCUGGCCCAGGUCAGCAAAGCAGAGGCCUUGCAAUGCCAAGAAGAGGGCUGUCGCCAUGGAGCAAGGAGCCCCAGCAGGGACCUUCAAGAAAGUCCCCAGAACCUAAAAGGGCCGGCUGAGAACUCUGAACACCACCAGCUAACCCCCCAGGAAGGAUUGCAGGCCCCCAGUGGCAGCACCAAGGUGGAGGUGCAGGAGGGCCCCUGCCCUAUAGCCCCCACUUUCUCAGGCUGUUUUCAUGCCUACCCCACUGAGGUGCUGAAGCCUGUCAGCCAACACCCCAGGGACUUCUUCUCUGGCCUUAAAGACCGGGUGCUGUUGGAACCGCCUGGUAAAGAGGAAGGGCUGUCAACCAAAGAGCCCCAGCUGGUGUGGGGUGGGGAUGCCAACCGCCCCUCUGCAUUCCAGAAAGGCAGUUCCAGAAAAAGAAGUUUCUACCCCAAGCCCAAAGCCUGCUGGGUGUCCCCUAUGGCCAAGGUCCCUGCUGAGAGCCCUGGAGCCCCAGCUCCGCUCCCCAGUAGCCCAGGCCUCGGCCACAAGCGCAGCUUGGAAGAAGAGGGCUUUGCUCACGGUGGCAAGAAACUGAGAGCAGUGUCUCCCUUCCUGAAGGAAGUGGAUGCCAAGGAGUGUGGGGGCAAGCCUGCAGCACCUGGCUUGGCUGUAUCCUGUCUGCUGGGCCCAGCCCUGGGUCCCUCUCCUCCAGAGGCCUACAGGGGCACCAUGCUGCGAUGUCCUCUGAACUUCACCGGUAGUCCGGACCCUCUGAAGGGCCAGGCCACACUCCCCUUCAGUCCGUUGGUCAUCCCAGCUUUCCCAGCCCAUCUCCUGGCUACAACAGGCCCCGCACCCAUGGCUGCCAGCCUGAUGCAUUUCCCUCCCUCGUCCUAUGACGCUGUCCUCCGCAACAGACUGGGUCCAGCUUCAUCUGCCUGGCACAUGCCACCCGUCACAACCUAUGCGGCACCCCACUUCUUCCACCUCAACACCAAGCUGUAGGUUGGAGCCUGUUGUGCUGUGUGUGCUGUGAGGAUUGGCUGGGACCUCAAAAGGGCAGGUGCUGCCAGAAACCUCAGGCCAGAGCCCACUGCCUAGAACUCCCAGGCCAGUCAGCCUUCCCAAGUCUGUACCCGCCCCUGGCACAGACAGGG